UGAGCGGUCUACACAUCACAAGUGUCACAGUCUAUCCCGGGCCAUGACUGCCCAGCUUCCCAACACCAGUGUUCCUGGGAGUACCGCAGUUCUGCUGCCGACUACAGACUGUCCAUUUAACGUCACUGCGGUUGAUCAGGAAGGACUCGGUCCGGGCCAGUCACUGGCGCCGCUCUGCACCCUCUGCUGCUGUGGAUUUAUCAAUCGCACUUUGGCAGUGGUGUUCAUGGUGAGCCUGGCAUUUGCCAUUGUGGUUGGAAAUGUGGUCACCCUUACUGUCUUUGUGCAAACAAGGCAGUCCCGAACACCCCAGGGAUACCUGAAAGUGUCUCUGGCCAUAGCAGACAUGAUGGUCGGUGUCCUCGUCGUCCCGUUCUCCAUUUACACUGAGAUCUCACUGAUGGUGACCAGCGCACCCCCCAUUUGGUACCAGGGCAGCUCUGUUUCCCCGGCCGCCCCGUGGCAGCCCUGCAUGCUGAUUGGCCCUGUGUUUGCUGGAUGCACCUUUGUCUCCAUCAGCACCAUCUUCCUCAUGACACUGGAGCGAAGCGUGGCCAUCCUACGGCCCCUCCACAAGGACGCCCUGGUGACCCGGAGAAGAAGUCUGUUCCUCAUCCUGCUCUCCUGGGCUGCCAGCUUCCUGCUAGCUCUUGCGCCCCUCAUCUUCAGCAGAAACUUCACUCUGGAGUACAAUGAGUGCAGUCGUAUGUGUAACUACACACCACUCUUGCUCGGCAGCCAGCUGCCACCCGAUGCCAACAUUUUGCUGUUAUUCCCAACGUUUGACUUCACAUUGCUCGGUGGCACAUUGGCAGUGAACAUUGUGUCUUUCACGAGCAUCCGACGGUACUCCCGAAAACGCAAACUGCUGUCAGAGGGGAGUCUGAGUGAUGGAGGAGGAGGGGCGGGGGUAGGGGGAGCAUGCGCUCACAGGCCCUCCUUUUCAGACAUCAAAGCUGCCAAGACAAUUGGCAUACUGACAUUCGCCUUUACAGCUUCCUUCUCUCCCAUCGCGGUGUUUGUGCUCGGGAACGUGGUGGGAUACACCUGGUGUAACUUUUCUUUUUUAGCCUUCUGGAUCCUGACAGGAAACAGUUGCUGUAAUGUCAUUAUCUACAGUGUCAGGGACCACCGCUUCAGGAAGGGUGUGACUCUGCUCUUCCAGCGAGACCACUCCCCGCCACAUGGCGAGAAGUCCUGAGGGAUACGUAAACAAAGUCAACAAUCACAUGUUUUGUGGCUGCUUGCCAUUCAUUUUGAUAGUUAACGAAAUAGUAUGACAUGUUGGGAAAUAUGCUUAUUCCCUUUUCUAGGAGCCUGGCUCUGCCUACCAGCACAUCUAAAGCUCACCGUUGAACACUUAUCUCCUCUAUCUGUUAUAAAUAAAAAUAUAAAUGUUAAAACAACAAACUGUAUUUUUACAAGAGGUUAUGUUGUGAACUAUUUAUUGGCUGUAAAACAUUUUUUUUAACCUUUUUAGUUUUUACACUGUGUAAACUGUACAGAUUAAACAAGCAAAUGUAGUGUGCUAGUGGAUAUUAAAGUCUUGUGUUCCCUUCGGACAAAGUCAGGGUAACUUGCCCAUUCCAGUCUUCAUGCUAAGCUAAGCUAGCUGACUCCUGGCUCCAGCUUUAUAUUUAAGAUAUGCCCAUAAGAGUAGUCUCAUCUAACUCUUUACAAGAGCAUGUCCCAUACUCUCAAACUAUUCCUUACAUUUAAAUGUAAACUCCAUAUGAGAUAAACAAAAAAAGGUCAUUGAAAAAUGUAAAUGGAAGAUAAGUUUAUAAUCUUUGAAACAUCUUUUCCUUGUACAUUUGUCUUUCAACAACCUGUCACUUUCCACUAUUGUCAAACCUCUUCUCUGAAGCUUUAUAUCAGAGGGCUUUUACAACCUUUUCAAUAACUUCAGGGACCAAACCUACUUUACUGUAUCUCCUGGUGCAGCACUGACAAUCUGCAAUAACCACACAGUUAACGUUUUAUUUGUAUGGCAGUGGUGGUUUUUGUCAAUUAUUCAAUUACAAGGGAUGUUGUUAACGUCUUUGGAAUAAUGUGGGUUACAAUUGUUUUUGUUCCGGAAACAGUUCAUAACAUCGACUUGAUUCUGUUGUGUUACAGACAUUUAUUUUUGAGCAACUAACUUCAAUCUAUUGUAAUAAUAUUCUGCCUCAAAUAUCAGAAAUGCACUUUAUCAGUUACUAUGUGAGCUACUUGCAUGAAGCCACAUGUCAGAUAAUGGUAUUUUUAUACAAGUUUUAUUUUUCUCGUUUUAUAAUAUUACGUAUUUUUGUCAACCAAAUGUGAAUCAAAAAAGAUCUGCGUAUUCAUCAGAAAAGACUAAAUGAAUGGGAUGCUAACCACAGAGAAUUAGUAUAAAGAGCUUUUUGAUUAAAGCAGACCUUCAUAUGGUGCUGGCCAUAUCUUUUCAGGGUGUAAUGUACUUUUAACAUAUAUCAUUAUCUAUUGAGUAUUGUCUGACAAUAUUUUAAAAUGUUUAAAUCUGUUUGAAGGGCAUUUUGCAGCAUGAGAUGGAUAUACUUAUAUUCUUAAAUUGGUUGCACUUCUGCAUGUAAUUCUGCCAUAACUGAAUUAUUAAUAUUAACUAUUCAUAUGGGAACAAUUCAGCAACAGAAAAAAACAAAAACACAAUAAAGACGUUCUUCUUGCUAUAAAUUGCUCUAAAUUGUUUCCAAAUCAAUUGUAUGACUCAAAAAGUGUUCUAAUAAUUCAACUAGAAAGUUGCACUUCUCAGCCAGUGUGUCAACAACAACAACAACAACGGCAACAACCACUGCUGUAUUUUGUGAUUGGAUGAAUACAACUAAACUAACUCCUCGCCUGAACACAAAAUCUGAAUUAAAAAACUAGCAGCGAUGAAUGCUAGUAAACCACUCAGUCAUUGUCCGUCCUUAAAUCUAAUAUGUCAUGUAUGGAUGUGAGAUUUUUUGUUUUGUUUAAUAAUCUGCCACAAUCAUGAAAAAGGUUGUAAUCUACAGUGUCCUAAUCUUCAUUGGCUCUGUGUAAGAAAAAAUAAAUUCUUAUUGUGCUAGUAUUG
Molecule: messenger RNA, 3055 nt
Organism: Pseudoliparis swirei
Lineage: Eukaryota; Metazoa; Chordata; Actinopteri; Perciformes; Liparidae
Product: beta-2 adrenergic receptor
Exons: 2
Coding region: 44-1201 (385 amino acids)
Biological process (GO): G protein-coupled receptor signaling pathway
Cellular component (GO): membrane
Molecular function (GO): G protein-coupled receptor activity
Source: RefSeq, a predicted model, not a curated record